This is a messenger RNA of Hyla sarda, 5058 nucleotides long. It is a transcript of the gene ZBTB35, whose product is annotated as zinc finger protein 131. Gene Ontology annotation, cellular component: nucleus. The transcript is spliced from 7 exons. Bases 332 to 2410 code for a protein of 692 amino acids. Gene Ontology annotation, biological process: regulation of transcription by RNA polymerase II. Gene Ontology annotation, molecular function: DNA-binding transcription factor activity, RNA polymerase II-specific; RNA polymerase II cis-regulatory region sequence-specific DNA binding; protein binding. The record is from RefSeq and is a predicted model, not a curated record. NCBI's taxonomy places the organism in Eukaryota, Metazoa, Chordata, Amphibia, Anura, Hylidae.
GCUGUCCAUGCUUUCUGGGACAUGUAGUUUUGCAACAGCUGGAGGCACAUUGGUUGGGGACCACUGUCAUAUAUACCUUGGCAACAUCAUGUAAAAAAUGGAUGCUCCAACGUAUAACCUCAGCAUUGCUUUUCACAGGUUGCCAACACAUACACCGACCACAAUGUGAACCUACCACAACUUCAACACUUUUGCUAAUGAGAACUUGUCAGUCAGAAGACUUCUGUGCUCCAACAAACAUGCAUAUAAGUGUCGCCAAUCUGUAUCUCUUACUACUGUGAAACUACAACUCCCAGAAUGCACUGUUGAGAGUAGAAGUACAUUCCCAGCUAUGCUGCCCCAUUAUGGUGGGUGUAGGUACUGUCAGUCUCUUCCACACUCCGGAGCCCCCCGCCGCCUUCUCUUCGCAUUACUUUGGCAUUCCCGCCAGCUGAGCGGCUGUCAUGACGUCACUUCCGGUGCAGGGCCCGCCGGGAAGCCUCCUCGCCCGCCCUCUCCCCUCAGCCAUCCGCAGACGCUAGGUGGAGGCCGCGGGCAGCCAGUCUCCCUAGUACCGACUAGCUGUUCAGGUAUGGAAGCUGAGGAAACGAUGGGCUGCAUUCAGGAAUUCCCAGACCACUAUAAAGUGAUGAUGGACAGGUUAAAUGAGCAGCGGGAACUCGACCAAUUUACUGACAUCACCUUGAUUGUGGAUGGACACCAGUUUAAAGCCCACAAAGCAGUCCUUGCUGCCUGCAGCCAUUUUUUCAACAAAUUCUUUCAGGAUUUUACAGAAGAGCCCUUGGUGGAAAUAGAAGGAGUGAGUAAUGUUGCCUUCCGACACCUGAUAGAAUUCACAUAUACUGCGAAACUAAUGCUACAAGGGGAAGAAGAGGCCAGCGACAUAUACAAGGCUGCCGAGUAUCUCCAGAUGGCUGAGGCCAUCAAAGCACUUGAGUUCAGGAACAAAGAGACCAUAGUAAUCGAAGAAAAGCCACAAGAAGAAAGAAGUAUUAAGAAAUGGAAGAUUUCCGACACAAGCAAUGUCAUCACCGAGGCUUUGCCAACUUCAGAGGGCGAACCGGUGGAGAUUGAAGUUGAAAUCACUGAAGGAACAAUAGAAUUAGAGGAGAACAUGGAGACUCUGGAAGCCGUGACGUCACCUGAUCAGUCUGUGAAAUACAUUCAGAGUACAGGCACAUCAGACGACUCUGCCCUAGCACUUCUAGCAGAUAUUACCAGCAAAUACCGCCAAGGUGAAAGAAAAAGGCAGCUGCAAGAAGACAGUGCCAAUGAAAGCGAUGCUGCGGGCAAACAGGUAGAAGGCAUAGAAAUUAUGGAAGUUCAUCUGUCACAUGUCAACAACAUGUUCCAUUGUCAGAAAUGUAAUCGUUCAUUUAAAUUGUUUUACCAUUUAAAGGAACACAUGAAAUCACACUCCGUUGACAAUUUUAAGUGUGAAAUAUGCAAUAAAAGCUACGUACGUGAAAUUGCCUGGAAGCAACACCUCACCUGCUACCAUCUAGAAGAAAGCGGCUCCAGCAAGAGGCCAAGACAAGGCAAAAAAAUCCACGUUUGUCAGUACUGCGAUAAACAGUUUGAUCACUUUGGACAUUUCAAAGAACACCUAAGGAAACACACAGGUGAAAAACCUUUUGAAUGUCCAAACUGUCAUGAGCAUUUUGCAAGGAACAGCACCCUUAAAUGUCACAUAACAGCCUGUCAGUAUGGCGUUGGUGCAAAGAAGGGAAGGAAGAAAUUGUAUGAAUGUCAGGUCUGCGACAGUGUUUUUAAUUGCUGGGACCAGUUUAAAGACCACCUAGUUCUUCAUACCGGUGACAAGCCCAACCACUGCACGCUGUGUGACAUGUGGUUUAUGCAAGGCAGCGAACUAAGGAAACACCUCCGAGACACCCAUAACAUCUCAGAGGGAAUAGUGACUGAGGUUGUACUUCCAGCCGAUCAAUCAGAAGUGGAGGCUGUGUCUUCAAUGGCGUAUGUUGAACAGGUGGAACAAGUCCAUAUGGUGCCAGUCGAUCAAGUUAUUCAAGUUCAGGUUGAUCCACCUCAACUAACUGUAGGUCACUUGCACCAAGAUCUCCUAGAAGUGAAUCAAGUGAAAGGUGCACAUAUAUUGGAUCUACAGACUCAGGUACAUAUGGGUCACAUAGAGGUAGAGCAUCUUCAGAUAGAACCAGGAACUGAGGUUCACGUUGAGGAAGUACAUGUUGAACAUGUCAAUCAGAUACAUAUGGAAGAGGUGGAGGCAGAACUUUUGGAUGAGUCUAAUAUUCAACAUAUUGAACAAACUAUUGAGGAACAAUCCUGCCAAGCAGAGGUGGCCGGACUUCAUCAGAUCGUCCACACGGGAGCAGAAAGCAUACAGAUACGACAUAUAGACAUGGCACAUAUAGAAGCUACAGCUGAAUAGGACAUUUCAGCUUAAGUGGAAAACUCAGACUGUUGGCCGAUAAGUUGAUGUUUUUACAGCAUUUAAUAGAAAAUAUUCCCCAUCUAUCAGUCCUCAAAUGCCCAGAGCUAUGGUCUUUCGUUUGCGUAUGAAAAAGGGAAUGAUUGUGUCACUUCCAUGGAUAUUACCCAAUGUUUUGCUUCUAAUCAUCAGAAGUAUUCCUCUUCUGCCUACAUAUCCUGACACAAACCCUGACUGUUUUGGUCAGUAAUGUUUGGUGGUGUAUGAGGGGUUAAAGGAAAACUCCAGUCUGUCACUUCUGACGUAUUCCGUGCAUAUAGUGGUUUUAUUCUCCUGGCAUUUGCUGCAGUUUUAGAUUUAUCUAUGUUCCACGCUUCACUCCUCCUUCUAUUAGACCAGUCAUUUCCAUUCAUGGUGGGGAACAUUCAGAUUUCACGUAUUUAUUGUUCAAUAUUCAAGCUCUUUCAUCAUUAGUUUCCUACAAGUAAUAGUAUAUGUUGACUGGAAUUUUCCUUUUAAUAUUUGUAAUAUGAUAAAUAUUCUCCUCUUGCUAAUGUAAACUGACCAUUGCUUUUUAUAUAUAUAUAUAUAUAUAUUUUUUAACCAGACUACCAACAGUAGCACUUACGCCUCCAUUCUACUGUAAGGGGUUAUUGGGUGGUAAAAAGAAAAAGAAAAGGCUUUACGCAACCACAUAGAAAGUACUUCCUUCAUCUUAACAAAUAUUCCUUAUGCAAAAGUUCAAGUUUUAGUUGGAGACUGCACCUGGUCUUAGCCUUUAUGCCAGUGUUUCCCAACCAGGGUUCCUCCAGCUGUUGCAAAACUGCAACUCCCAGCAUGCCUAGACGGCCUUUGGCUGGGAUGCUGGGAGUCGUAUUUUUGCAACAGCAGGAGUCACGCUGGUUGGGAAACACUGCUUUAUGCACUCACUGAAAGACCAUAAAUCCCACAGUUCUCCUUGUGAUCUUUUUACUACUGUUCACUUUAUUUUUUACUCGUACCCUCAUCAUACUCUUAUUUAUACUAAUACAGAGAUGGGUUAAUCUGACUCUGGCGGCCUCCUGACUUUCUCCCAACAGAUGAUAUCGGAGGAGAGAAGAGUUGGGCUGUGUUGGCUUUUUUCCACCCAACCCUAUUCUGGAAGAUAUUGUCUGGCACCCCCACUCCCUGGGUUUGGGGAGGUCCAGUGAGAGAACUUACGGCCAAACAUUUGGCUAUCAGUUAUUGAAAGGGUUUGGUCUCCUUUAGCAAAUAAAGUCAGAGUUCCAGAUGUUACUAGUAAGGUGCUGACACACAGGGUGGGGGAGUCCGCUCAAUGCCAUGUGGUGUUUAAUUUACCAGGAAACUACAGAACCUCAGGACCAUGUGAUCACUGCUACGGAUAGGGGAUAAGUUGCUGAUGUGGGGGUUCUAGCUCCUGGAACACCCUGAAAUCUCCAAAAUCGAUGAUUAACCCUCCCCCCAAUAUAAUCAGCAACUUUUCCCAAUAUUUACAAACUGGAGUUCCCCUUUUUGAAAGUUAGUAAAAAAAAAAAAAAGCAUUUUUAAGGAAUUUUUAUUUAUUUAUUCAUUUUUUGCCCCAAAAAAUGCCUUAGUCCCACAGACUUUCAAAGGAGCAGCAGUGCACAUGAGGGAUGGGAGUCCCAGUGGUUGGAUAUCCACCUAUUCUUGGAGCAGGUGAAAUGUUUUCUUUAUUGAAUACUCCCUAUAACCCAAAGAGUUGGAUGGAUGUGGGUACAUAGCUGGAAGUCUGGUUAGAAAGCAACCCCUUUAAAUACACAAUCUUGAGGACAACUUGAUCUAGUCAGUGGCCAAAAAUAGCUCUUACGGGUUCAUGAAAACAGAAAUGCAAGACUACGCUAUCUUCAUUAGACAUGUAUGAGAUUUUAUUAGUGCAUGAAAAAUGAAAACCCAGUUGUUCUCCAUCUCCCAGUUCUGGGAGCUGAGUAGGAGAUCUGAAGUAUGUAGCCUGUAUAAGAAGUUUACACUUAUGAUUUCAGGGUCUAUUGCAGUGUUUCCCAACCAGGGUGCCUCAAGCUGUUGAAAAACUAAAACUCCCAACAUGCCCGGACAGCCUUUGGAAUGCAGGGAGUUGUAGUUUUGCAACAGCUGGGGGCACCCUGGUUGGGAAACACUGGUCUAUUGUAAGCACUGAUGUACUAGUCCAUGUUUGUCUUACAUCAAGCCUUUCUCACAUACAAGCUGCAAAAGGACCAAAGUAUUGCUCUUAUCUCUGGUAAGCACUUCGCAGUGUAUUUAGAGGUCUGUCAUCUUUCGUCAGAUGUGAGGAAUGUACCAUGUAGGUGACACCUUGGCUGUUUACAUAGGUCACAGAGGGUGGGAUGGGAGGAAACCUGUUGCUCCUACCAACCAAUCAGAUGCCAGCUUCUUUUCUGGUGCCAAUAGGAAAAUCUACACAGGGCUCUGAUUGCUUGGUGGAGCCAUUGCCUUGGUUUUCGAUUUCUCAAUGCAGUUUAAAGGGGUACUCCCCUGGAAAACUUUUAUUUUUAAAUUAACUGGUGGCAGAAAGUUAAACAGAUUUGUAAUUUACUUCUAUUUAAAAAUAUAAAUCCUUCCAGUACUUAUCAGCUGCUGUAUACUCCACAGGAAGUUAUUUUCUUUUUGUUUGACCACAGUGCUCUCUGCUG